Adineta steineri is the source of this 468-nucleotide messenger RNA. NCBI's taxonomy places the organism in Eukaryota, Metazoa, Rotifera, Eurotatoria, Adinetida, Adinetidae. The record is from the annotation of a GenBank genome assembly.
AUGGAGGAUGAUGUUACUAUUGAAGAUGAAAUUGAUUCAAAUGAUAGAAUAUUAUCGGAAUCGGAAAAUAAACUAGAUUCAACGAAAUGGUCUUUUCUAUAUCAAAUAUUUAUUCAACAAUGGAAAAUUCUUUUAUUUAUAUUAAUAUUAACUAUUAUUUGGAUUUAUUUCAAACGAAAUCGAAGAGAAAAUACAAAUCUAUCAGAUGAUUCAUUUAAUCGAUAUGAACAUAUGGAACGUAUAAGACAACGACAACAAAAAGAAUAUGAAGAACAAGCUAAACGUCGUGCAGAAGAAAAAAAAACUAAAAUUGAAGCAUUAAAAUCCACAACCGAUGAAAAAUCUAGUCGAUUAAAAUAUCGAUCAAAUGAUCAUAAUCCUUUAACAGGUCAAUCAACUCGAAGUGAAGGUGGAUCAUGUUCAUGGCGUCCAUCAUCUAAACGAGGACCAGGUGGUGCUGGAGGAUGA